AUGGAGGUUUACAUACUUUUUUUCUUGAUCGCAACCAGUGCUGCGUUGCCGCUGGAGAAAGAAACCAUUGUGGAUGGAAGAAGUUAUAAUGUAGCUGAUUUAGUGCUGGAAGUGAACACAACAAUGCCAGAAUAUUCAAGCACCAAUUAUGAAGAUGAUCCAUUCUCUUCGUUCGUUGGAAAUGGAUGUCCAACAGGGAAGGUUAAGGUGCUAGGAGUGUGUGCGUAUGCGGACUAA
Molecule: messenger RNA, 237 nt
Organism: Danaus chrysippus (African queen)
Lineage: Eukaryota; Metazoa; Arthropoda; Insecta; Lepidoptera; Nymphalidae
Source: the annotation of a GenBank genome assembly